AUGGUUCGCCCUCUGAUCUGGGGAUGCAUUGGGGCGUGGUUUGCAACGGUGACUAGCGGCGAUUUCGUCUCGACCAACUCCCAACGAUAUAAUCAGGGCGCGCUGGGCCACCGGCCGCACCUGGAAUUCCACUCGAGCAGCGAGUACGCCCCCGUGCUGCAGGUCAACACCUGGGACGCCGACAACAUCUCCGACACGGGCUCGCACAUCUUCCUCCGCCACGACGGGAACGACUCCUCCCCGCUAGCCUCGCCGCUCAUCCUCGACAGCCACGACCUCAGCGCGGUGUACCUCAACCGCUCGUUCAAGAAUGUGUUCGGCACCCGGGUCCAGGAGAACCACGGCAAGAGGUACCUGACCUUCUGGGGCGGGGAGAAGGGCGACGGGAUCGGCGACGGCUACGGCCUGGCGUUCGACGAGACCUAUCGCCUGGCCUACAAGAUCUCAGCCCAGAACCUCCAGGUCCACAGCGACCUCCACGAGUUUGCCUUCACCGGCAACGGCACGGCGCUGGUCACCGGGGUCGACAAGAUCCGCGCGCAGCGGUCUAAUCUGCAAGACGGCUGGGGCACGCCCGAGCGGUUCGAGGUGCUGGAUGCGGUCUUCCAGGAGAUCGACCUCGAGACCAACGAGGUGCUCUUCCACUGGCGGGCCCUGGACCACAUCAACCCGAUGGAGUCGUUCGAGCCCCGGGGGAGCGGGUGGGAUGCGUACCAUCUCAACAGUAUCCAGAAGACACAAGCCGGCAACUACCUCAUCUCCAUCCGCCACAUGCACGCCAUCUACCUCAUCUCGGGCACGACCGGCUCGAUCCUAUGGUCCCUCGGCGGCCCGCGCAACAACUUCAUCGAACUGCCGCCCGCCGCCGGCGUAGCAGACGAAUCCACCGCGCAACCAAUCCUGACCAUGGGCUGGCAGCACCACGCGCGCUUCGUGCCCGGCACCAACGAAACGCAGCUGACCUUCUUCGACAAUCACGUCAAGGUGACCUCGCACGGCACGUGCGACACCGACUGCUCGCGGGGCCUGCACAUCGCCAUCGACACGACCGCCUCCCCGCCGACCGUGCAGCUGCUCCGCGAGUUCCGGCACCCGGCCCGCCUGCAGGCCCAGAGCCAGGGCAGCGUGCAGCCGCUGGCCCCGCAGCCGGACGCCCUCGGCAACGUCUUCAUCGGCUGGGGCCGCUGCCCCUCGUUCACGGAGCACACCGCCUCCGGGGCGACCGUCCUGGACGUCCAGUUUUCGCCCUGGCACAGCCCGGACAUCCCCGACGCGCUGGACAAUUACCGCGCCUACAAGGUGGAUUGGUCCGCCACGCCGUGGUGGGAUCCGGCGAUCGCGCCGCGGAAGGAUGCUCGGGGACGGUUGGUCGUCUACGUGAGCUGGAAUGGGGCCACGGAGGUGAAGACGUGGGUGGUGCGCGGCGCCGCCGGGGAUGUGGCCGCGGCGGAGGACCGAAAGGGCCAGAUCCUGGUGGUCUCGCGGCGGACGGGAUUCGAGACCAAGUUGGUCGUGGGGAGCACGCAGUGGCGGUAUCUGUGGGCGGAGGCGGUCGAUGACCGCGGGAACGUGCUGGCGGCGACGGAUACCGUCGACUUGAAUACGACGGAGUUAGUCUACCGGAGUCUGGAAGCGGCGGACUUUGACCUGGACUCGGGCUCGGAACAUGAGUAUGGGAGUGAUGGGGAGGAUGAGGAGGGCAGCGACGCCGGCGGGGAGGGCAAGGUGUUACAGUCACAGGGGGUGGAUGAGGACAGCCGUGCGCUUCUUCCCAAGGGAGGUUAA
Aspergillus brunneoviolaceus CBS 621.78 is the source of this 1785-nucleotide messenger RNA. RefSeq lists its product as uncharacterized. The transcript has 3 exons. NCBI's taxonomy places the organism in Eukaryota, Fungi, Ascomycota, Eurotiomycetes, Eurotiales, Aspergillaceae. The record is from RefSeq and is a predicted model, not a curated record. Bases 1 to 1785 code for a protein of 594 amino acids.